CCUCCUCCACCUCCUCCUCUCUUCAAGUACAAUACAGAGAAAACCUUCAAGAUCAGAAAUGGCUUUCCACCUAAGAUCGAUAAGUUUGCCUUCAAGGCCUCAGGCCAACGAGGCCGAAGUCGAGCAAGAGCUGCUGAGCCUAGAGGCAAGCAUCUCUUCCUCCGCCACCAUCGGCACUAUGUGUGAUGGUCUCAGGAGGCUUGGAGACAUCUACAACGGUGUUGAAGAGAUUAUUGGCCUGCCAAGCAACCAAGUUGGGAAGAUGUUGAAUGGAGAGAUGGAUAGCUCUCUUGAGCUGUUGGAUCUCUGCAGCAUCAUGCAAGAGAUCUUCGUAGAGAUGAAGGCCAUCAUCCAAGAGCUGCAAGCGGCUCUAAGAAAAGGAGAUGAUGCAGCUGCUCAAGCCAACAUCCAAUCUUAUACUCGUUUGGCGAAGAAGGCCAAGAAACUUUUCAAGAAGACCACGAAGAAGGCUACUUCUGCGGGUUGCAGGAUGGUCAUGAUAUUUACCAAGGGUAGGGAGAUAUCAGUAUCUCUGCUGGAGUCCUCAGUCCAUCUCUUGUUGAAGGAAAUCGAUAUGCCUAAACAGUCCCUUGUCUCCAAAGUAUUUCACAAGAAGAAGGCAGUUGUUUGCGAGGAGGAUCUAUUGCAGGAGUUAGAGUGCAGUAUUGGAGAUCUUGAGAAUGCUGCAGGACAUUUGUUCAGGAAACUAGUCCACAUCAGGGUUUCUCUCCUGAACAUUCUUAGCUCGUAGAUACUUCCACACCACUCUUGGCAUCCUGUGAUUGGCAUCCGCCUUUUUGAGGACUAGCUGAUCUUGGUACAGUUUUUCUAAUAUGUAGUUAUGUAUAGAAUACAGAUGUACAGGAAAUUAUAGAGAGAAAAACCAA
Lolium perenne is the source of this 887-nucleotide messenger RNA. RefSeq lists its product as uncharacterized. Gene Ontology annotation, biological process: shoot system development; root development. The record is from RefSeq and is a predicted model, not a curated record. Lineage: Eukaryota; Viridiplantae; Streptophyta; Magnoliopsida; Poales; Poaceae.